Besnoitia besnoiti is the source of this 1425-nucleotide messenger RNA. Its product is annotated as cyclin-dependent kinase regulatory subunit protein. Bases 1 to 1425 code for a protein of 474 amino acids. The transcript is spliced from 6 exons. Gene Ontology annotation, molecular function: histone binding; protein kinase binding; ubiquitin binding. Gene Ontology annotation, cellular component: cyclin-dependent protein kinase holoenzyme complex; SCF ubiquitin ligase complex. NCBI's taxonomy places the organism in Eukaryota, Apicomplexa, Conoidasida, Eucoccidiorida, Sarcocystidae. The record is from RefSeq and is a predicted model, not a curated record. Gene Ontology annotation, biological process: regulation of mitotic cell cycle.
AUGCACGAGAACGUGCAGAACUCACUCUCGUCCGCUCGCGAUGAGUGGCGGAGCAAGCGGCAAAGAGAAGAGGCGAAUGAAAAAGACGCAGAGGCCCCCUGUGCUGUCGAGGGCUCUGCUCUCCUCCCCGGGAGAGAGAGAAAGAAGUUCCAUGUGAGCAGAAAAGAGAGUGAAGGUGACAGGGCCCUGAACAUUCUGAACGGCUUCCGUUUCCCGCCUCACGCUGAGCAGGUGAACACACGGCGCUCCCUUUCGCCGUCUGUCCUAACUUCUUCCUCUCCUACGUCGACGUUUCCAUCCUCCUCUCUCUUCGCUCAUGACAUGCCGGCUUCUUCUCCGUCGUCUGUUUCUCUCCUCUCCCGUGAAGUUUCGGCCUCCUCUCCUCCCUUCUCGUGUUCACUUUGCGAGCCGCCACACUUCCAUUUUCAGUCUGGCUCAGCGCCAGCGUUCGAUGUCUUUCCGCCUACAACGAGACCCCGGUCAGCAGAAGCAGGCGGCGAAUCUUGCUUUGCGAGAAGCGACGAAAGCUGCUGGGACUCUCUCAAAGAGCAGCAGGCGCAGGCGGAGCUAGAAGAAGAUGAGGCCGGCAGGCUGGGUGGAGAGCAUCAUGGAGGAAGCGAGGACGACAGCGAGGAAGAGGGCCGCGGGGACGCAAAGCUGGGGGCAAAGGAAACAGACAACCAGCGAGAAACAGAGCGAGACACCGAUGAAGAGACGCUGUUUGAGUUCGAUGAAGACGACCCUUGGCUUCUGCUUUAUGAGUAUCGGCGCCACGACGCGGAAGAAUGUCCCGCGUCUGCUGCCGGCGCUUUGGGCGUGCCAGAAACGAACGUCAUCCUCGCCGAAGCCGAGCUUUCCGCGGCUUUGAAGGAAGCUGUUACAGACACCAUGGCGAAGCGAAUUCUCUACUCAGACAAAUACCAAGACUCCGCCUACGAAUACCGAGCUGUUACUCUGCCGCUGCAGCAUCCGUUUCUGUCUCGCGGCGUCGCCCCGCUCGGCGAAACGAUUCGAAGAGAACGGCGAUGCAUGUCUGAGGAAGUGUGGAGAGCUCUAGGGAUCAGAAUGAGCUGCGGUUGGGAUCACCGAGGCUGGAGCGCCUACGAGCCAAACGUGCUCUUCUUUGCCAGGCCGAAGACGACAGACCCUGCGACAGGCAUUCCCUCGCCAGCAGCGGCUUUCGCCGCACGGCGCCAUGACUGCAUACGCAACGCCUUAGUCAGGGAGAUGGCCAGGGGAAUGAAACUCGCGGCUACGGCUGUUCAGUCUGCCCGCCUGGCGAAGCAAGACUGUCAUCUGAUGCGUCACGCAGACGAGGAAGAGUCCGAAGUGCCGUGUUUCACUCAACUCCCCCAAGGCUACCGAGGAUGGACUGCUGACUAUGUGGAAGCCUUUCCGACAGCAACCUUCUAUGCGUUCAUUUGA